Messenger RNA from Parnassius apollo (apollo), 516 nucleotides. NCBI's taxonomy places the organism in Eukaryota, Metazoa, Arthropoda, Insecta, Lepidoptera, Papilionidae. The record is from the annotation of a GenBank genome assembly.
AUGGUGGUCACGUACUUGAUCGUUGGGCUCUUCGUUACAUCUAGUAACACAAUUGUAUUGGCAGAUAUGUCCGAAGAAAACGGAGCAUGCGAUACGUUAUUUAAUGAUAUGCUACUCGACCAAACAUGCUGCAUUAGUGAGCGGUUCCCUGAAGACCAAAGUAAAUGUAAAAUUCCCGAAGACGAAGACAAGAUGUGCGACUUCUACAAGUGUGUUGUAGCAGAGCAAAAUGUACUAACUGAUGACGAAAUCGACGAGGGCAAGUUAAAGGAAUUUUUUGACCAGUGGGAGAAAGAUUACCCCAAAGAAAAAGCAAUGACGCUAAGAGCGAGAACGGGGUGUUUGAACGGAAAAUAUCUGGAAUACAUUAACAAAGAUAAUUGCCUAGAAGCGAGGUUGUACUUUUGCAUGUAUAUAAACUCAUUUAUGGAAUGCCAAUCAUGGAAAGAAAGCGAUAGGUGCACUAAAGUAAAGGAACACGCGCAGAAGUGCAAGGAUGUGCAAGGAAUGAAAUGA